Messenger RNA from Melanotaenia boesemani (Boeseman's rainbowfish), 528 nucleotides. RefSeq names its product crystallin, gamma MX (gene crygmx). The record is from RefSeq and is a predicted model, not a curated record. Gene Ontology annotation, biological process: visual perception; lens development in camera-type eye. The transcript is spliced from 2 exons. Lineage: Eukaryota; Metazoa; Chordata; Actinopteri; Atheriniformes; Melanotaeniidae. Bases 4 to 528 code for a protein of 174 amino acids. Gene Ontology annotation, molecular function: structural constituent of eye lens.
CAUAUGCAGAUUAUCUUCUAUGAAGACAGGAACUUCCAGGGUCGUCACUAUGAGUGCAGCAGUGACUGCCCAGAGAUGCAUAGCCACUUCAGCCGCUGUAACUCUAUAAAAGUUGAGAGUGGCUGCUGGGUGGCCUACGAGAAGCCUAAUUAUGGUGGAUACCAGUACAUGCUGCACAAAGGAGAGUAUCCUGAUUACCAGCGCUGGGCAGGCUUCAAUGACUGUAUCCGCUCCUGCCGUAUGGUGCCACCUUACACUGGAAACUACAGGAUGAAGAUCUUUGAGCGGUCCGACUUUGGGGGCCAGAAUAUGGAGCUAAUGGAUGACUGCCCAGAUCUGCAUGAGCGUUUCCACACCCAUGACAUCUCCUCCGUCAAUGUCAUGGAGGGCUACUGGAUGCUGCAUGAACAUCCCAAUUACAGGGGACGCCAAUACUUCUUGCGCCCUGGAGAAUACCGGAGACACAACGAAUGGGGAAGCACCACCACCACCAUCGGUUCUCUGAGACGUGUCACUGAGCUCAAUUGA